Molecule: messenger RNA, 463 nt
Organism: Myotis davidii
Lineage: Eukaryota; Metazoa; Chordata; Mammalia; Chiroptera; Vespertilionidae
Product: von Willebrand factor A domain-containing protein 5A-like
Exons: 3
Coding region: 1-444 (147 amino acids)
Source: RefSeq, a predicted model, not a curated record
AUGUUAUCAUGUCACCCUCUCCUCCCUGUCACUAACUUCAGGCUGUUUUCCAAUCGCAGGUGUUUCUCAUUUGGUAUUGGCGAAGGAGCCUCCACCAGCCUCAUAAAAGGCAUUGCCCGGGCAUCAGGGGGCGCGGCAGAAUUUAUCACAGGCAAUGAGAGGAUACAGUCGAAGGCUCUCAGGGCCCUGAAGCGCUCUCUGCAGCCUGUGGUAGAGGGUGUUUCUCUGAGCUGGGAUUUGCCUGCGGGUCUGUCCGCUAAAAUGCUUUCCCCAGAACCAACUGUCAUCUUCCGGGGUCAGAGGUUGAUCGUCUAUGCCCAGUUGACAGGGACGAUGCCGCCAGCAGAGGCAACAGGGAAAGUUUGCCUCAAGUACACCCUCCAGGGCACGCAGUUUGAGAAUCAAGUGGCAUUUUCUCUACAGCCCAAGUCGGAUGCCAAGUAAGAUUUCCAUAUUUCUUUCC